Molecule: messenger RNA, 492 nt
Organism: Podospora anserina S mat+
Lineage: Eukaryota; Fungi; Ascomycota; Sordariomycetes; Sordariales; Podosporaceae
Exons: 3
Coding region: 1-492 (163 amino acids)
Biological process (GO): pyruvate import into mitochondria
Cellular component (GO): mitochondrial inner membrane
Molecular function (GO): pyruvate transmembrane transporter activity
Source: RefSeq, a predicted model, not a curated record
AUGUCCACCCUCUUCCGCGCCUCCCGCCCGGCCUUCCGCGCCCGCACCUUCUUCCAGCAAAACGCCUCCAAGACCACCCGCCGCUUCCAGUCCACCGAGUCCACGGCCAAUGCCGCGCCAGAGUCAUGGAUGCAGCAGUUCUGGAAGAGCGAGAAGGGUCCCAAGACUGUGCACUUUUGGGCACCAAUGAUGAAAUGGGGCCUCGUCCUCGUCGGCAUCUCAGACUUUGCCCGCCCCGCCGAGUCCCUCUCCCUGACCCAAAACGCCGCCCUCACGACCACCGGCAUCAUCUGGACGAGAUGGUGCUUGAUCAUCAAGCCCAAGAACUACCUCCUCGCCGCAGUCAACUUUUUCCUCGGAUGCGUCGGCGUGAUCCAGUGCAGCCGCAUCUUCCUCCACCACCAGGCCCAGAAGAAGCUCGCGGAGGAGGUCGGCGAGGCCAAGGAGGCGGUCAAGGAGGCCAAGGAGGCUAUUAAGCACAAGUCUUCAUAG